GGGUUAUCCCCUGUGCUGUGCUCCCUCCAAAAAACUAGAAAUGUAAAAUAAACGAAUGCCCUUGGUAUAGACAUAUAUGCCUUCGAUUAAUCAGCGAGCAUGUCAAUAUACUUUAUGAAGUCUUUACAGCCCUAUGGCAGCGACACCAGCACGCAGAGGAACACGCUUGAGCGCCGGUACGUUUUCAUGACGGAUUCAUCAUUAAAGGCUCUUUCCAUUUAAAUAGGUUCAAGCAGCACCCUUGAGGCAUUAGAGACAAAUUGAACUCUCCCUGGUCCAAUGGGGGUGUUCAAAAUUGUGGAGCCCCUACUGCUCUAACAAACUCGGCAAGCUGUUAAAUAUAGCUAGAUUGUCCCUGUUAAAUAUAUUUGCGGAGUACGCAAAUAAAUAACUACCCUACAGUUAAAAGUCGGCAAUAAAAUGAAUUAUUCUUAGAGGCUCCGUUUAAAACUCCCCCUCCCCCUCUUCCAUAAUGGACCUAUCUAUGUUGAACAAACGUUAAAAUACUUCCAAUUUUUUUUCUUGGGAUAGUAGUAUACAUCCAAAGGGUUUUCCCGAUUUUCUUUUUACUGACAUUGAACAAGGAAGCUUUACUCUGCCAUCUGCACAUCUUUUACUUUCUGCAGUCUCCCGGCAGGAUCUUUAAGUGCAGUCGUGAAGUGAUUCAGCCACAGACUUAAAACCAAUUGAGCCUGGUUUUUGAAAUUGGAACGGCUAAACAAAUACACUAUACCUAAACAACAAAAAAAAAAACUUUUUUUUUCCCCCCAGCACCAUUGGAUAUAACCACAAGGAGGCGUCGUUUGCUUGUCUUUUGGUCAGCUUUUUGUACGGGGGGAAAAAAAAAGGCAGGGAAAAAAAAUCCUCUUUUGAAGUGUUUAUCCUGACGUCAGUUUGUGUGGUCCGUUGUGCUACAGCCUCGCUCGCGGAGUCUCUCAAUAUCGUUUCAGCACGAAAUCAGGAAUCAAUGGGCUCGAGUCCUCAACUUCGCACCAGUCCUGGCGGAGACACUGUAAUGAUUUCUGCUGAAAAACCGAACUGGACUAAAACCGUACAAUGAAUACCCUGGCUUUUCUUCUGAUACUUGCUGUACGCAUCUACGCUGAUGGCUCAGAAGCGCCAACAGGAGGCUGCACCUUCGAUGAAGACUCAGACCCCAGCCUGUGUGAAUACAGCCAGGGGGAGGAGGAUGACUUUGACUGGCAGCUGAUGAGAACCUACAGCAGUCCUCACUCAACCUCUGACCUCCUAUAUGGGUCUUAUAUGAUGGUGAACUCUUCCGAGCAUGCUGAGGGGCAGCGUGCCCACCUCCUGCUGCAGACCCUGAGUGAGAAUGACACGCACUGUGUCCAGUUCAGCUACUUCCUUUACAGCAGGGAUGGGCACAGUCCAGGGGACCUGAAGGCAUAUGUGCGGGUCAAUGCUGGGCCUCUGGGCAGCCCCGUUUGGAACGUGUCGGGAUCCCAUGGGAGGCAGUGGCACCAGGUGGAGCUGGCAGUGAGCACCUUCUGGCCCAAUGAGUACCAGGUCCUGUUUGAAGCGACCAUCUCAAAGGAGCGCCGGGGCUACAUUGGGAUGGAUGAUAUCUUAUUGCUGAACUACCCCUGCUAUAAAGCCCCCCACUUCUCUCGACUGGGUGAUGUGGAGGUUAAUGCUGGGCAAAAUGCCACCUUCCAGUGUGUGGCAUCAGGGCGGGCAUCGGAGACUGAGAGGUUCCUGCUGGAGCGGCACAAUGGGGACGUGACUCUGGCCUCAUCGGUGAAGCACCUCAGUCACCGGCGCUUCCUGGCCUCCUUCCAGCUGGACAUGGUCCAGCGGGGCGGACAGGACCUGUACCGUUGCGUUACGCAGUCCUCCCGCGGCUCAGGGGUCUCCAACUUUGCAGAGCUCAUCGUCAAAGUACCUCCAUCACCCAUUGCACCUCCCCAGCUGCUGCGGGCGGGGUCCACCUACUUGAUCAUACAGCUCAACACCAACUCCAUCCUUGGCGACGGGCCCAUCAUCCGCCGGGAGAUCGAGUACCGCGCCAGCCAGGCGCCGUGGUCAGAGGUGCACGGCGUCAACAUGGCCACAUACAAACUGUGGCACCUUGACCCCGACACGGAGUACCACAUCAGUGUACUGCUGACCCGCCCAGGGGAGGGGGGAACGGGGCCGCCCGGUCCGCCCCUGAUCAGCCGUACCAAGUGUGCAGAGCCCAUGCGGGCCCUGCGUGCCCUCACGGCGACGGAGAUCCAGUCGCGGCAGCUGUCUCUCCAGUGGGAACCGCUGGGCUACAACCUGACGCGCUGCCACACCUACUCGGUGUCCCUGUGUUACCGCUACGCCGGGGGCAGCGGCGCUGGGCACAACACCACCGUGAGAGAGUGCCUGGCGGUGGAGCACAACGCCUCCCGCUUCGUCCUCAGAGAUCUGCCUCCCUACCGCACCGUCCACGUCCGCCUGGCCCUCUCCAACCCCGAGGGCAAGAAGGAGAGCCGGGAGGUGGCCUUCCAGACGGAGGAAGAUAUUCCUGGUGGCAUUGCAUCAGAGUCACUUACGUUCACCCCUCUGGAAGACAUGAUAUUCCUGAAGUGGGAGGAACCAGUGGAGCCUAAUGGGUUGAUCACACAGUAUGAGAUCAGCUACCAGAGCAUUGAGUCUUCAGACCCCGGCAUCAAUGUUCCAGGACCCCGGCGUACUGUCUCCAAGCUGCGCAAUGAGACCUACCACAUGUUCUCCAACCUGCACCCAGGCACCACCUACCUGAUCUCUGUGAGGGCCCGGACUGGCAAGGGGUUCGGGCAAACAGCCCUGACAGAGAUCACCACCAACAUCUCGGCCCCUAUGUUUGACUAUGGAGAUAUGCCCCCUCCUCUGGGAGAGUCUGAGAGUACCAUCACAGUCCUUCUUAGGCCAGCACAGGGCCGGGGAGCCCCAGUGAGUACCUACCAGGUGGUAGUGGAGGAGGACAGGCCAAAGAAGGUGAAGAGGGAUCUGGGCAACGUGGAGUGUUUCCCCAUUCCCACCACCCACAGCGAGGCCCAGGCCAGAGGCACACUGCACUACUACACUGCUGAGCUGCCACCCAGCAGCCUGCCCACAGCUACACCCUUCACUGUGGGAGACAACCAGACCUACAGAGGCUACUGGAACAGCCCGCUUGACCCCAGGAAGAACUACCUCAUCUACUUCCAGGCCAUGAGCAACUUCAGAGGGGAGACCAGGAUCAACUGCAUCAGGAUUGCCAGAAAGGCGGCGUGUAAGGAUGCCAAACGAGCUCUGGAAGUGACCCAGCACUCAGAGGAGAUGGGUCUGAUCCUAGGAGUGUGUGCAGGAGGGCUGGUGGUACUGAUCCUGCUCAUGGGGGCCAUCAUCAUCAUCAUCAAGAAGGGAAGGGACUACUAUUCUUAUUCUUACUACCCGAAGCCGGUGAACAUCAAUAAGACGCCCAUCACCUACCGGCAGGAGAAAACGCACAUGAUUGGCUCGAUGGACCGCAGCUUCACUGACCAGAGUACCCUGCAGGAAGACGAGCGCAUGGCUCUGUCUUUCAUGGAUGCCCACAACUGCAGCAGCAGAAGUGAUCAGCGCAGCUCGGUGAACGAGUCCAGCAGCCUGCUGGGAGGCUCUCCACGGAGACAGUGCGGGCGGAAGGGCUCCCCCUAUCACACCGGUCAGCUGCACCCUGCUGUCAGGGUGGCUGACCUGCUCCAGCACAUCAACCAGAUGAAGACGGCUGAGGGCUAUGGCUUCAAACAGGAGUAUGAGAGUUUCUUUGAGGGCUGGGAUGUUUCCAAAAAGAAAGACAAGACCAAGGGAAGACAUGAGAGCCUUCUAGGUUAUGACCGCCACCGGGUCAAGCUACAUCCAUUACUGGGGGACCCCAAUUCUGAAUACAUUAACGCCAACUAUAUUGACAUUCGGAUAAACAGGGAAGGCUAUCACCGUUCAAACCACUUCAUUGCCACACAAGGGCCUAAACAAGAGACGGUGUAUGACUUCUGGAGAAUGGUGUGGCAGGAGAACUGUUUCAGCAUCGUCAUGAUCACCAAGCUGGUAGAAGUGGGAAGAGUAAAAUGUUGCAAGUACUGGCCAGACGACAGCGAUAUGUAUGGUGAUAUCAAGAUCACGCUUAUGAAGACAGAGACACUGGCUGAGUACACAGUCCGCACCUUCACUUUGGAGAGGAGGGGUUAUUCCGCGAAACAUGAAGUGCGGCAGUUCCACUUCACGUCGUGGCCUGAGCAUGGGGUGCCGUAUCACGCCACUGGCUUGCUGGCCUUCAUUCGCCGGGUCAAGGCCUCCACCCCUCCUGACGCAGGGCCGGUGGUGGUGCACUGCAGUGUGGGUGCUGGCAGAACAGGUUGCUACAUUGUCUUGGAUGUCAUGCUGGAUAUGGCAGAGUGCGAGGGUGUGGUGGACAUCUAUAACUGUGUGAAGACCCUGUGCUCCAGACGCAUCAAUAUGAUCCAGACUGAGGAGCAGUACAUUUUCAUCCAUGAUGCCAUCCUGGAGGCAUGUUUGUGUGGAGAGACUGCCAUCCCUGUCAGAGAAUUCAGCCUCACCUACAAAGAGAUGCUGAGAGUUGAUUCCCAGAGUAACUCCUCCCAGCUUCGUGAGGAAUUCCAGACCCUGAACUCGGUCACCCCUCACCUGGAUGUGGAGGAGUGCAGCAUCGCCUUACUGCCCCGCAAUCGCGAGAAGAACCGCAGCAUGGACGUCCUGCCGCCCGACCGCUGCCUGCCCUUCCUCAUCACCACCGAGGGCGAGAGCAACAACUACGUCAACGCCGCGCUCACCGACAGCUUCCUCCGCUCUGCCGCCUUCAUUGUCACCCCCCACCCGCUGCCCGGCACCACCACGGACUUCUGGAGGCUGGUCUUCGACUACGGCUGCACCUCCCUGGUCAUGCUCAACCAGCUCAACCAGUCCAACUCAGCUUGGCCCUGUGUGCAGUACUGGCCUGAGCCUGGCCUCCAGCAGUAUGGCCCGAUGCAGGUGGAGUUUCUGUCCCGAUCUUCUGAUGAGGACGUUAUCACUCGCCUCUUCCGGGUCAAGAAUGUGACCCGGCUGCAGGAAGGUCACCUGAUGGUGCGGCAGUUCCAAUACCUGCGCUGGUCUGCCUAUCGCGAGGUGCCUGACUCCAAGAAGUCCUUUCUGAACUUGCUGGGCCAUGUGCACAAAUGGCAGAGAGAAUGUGGGGAAGGACGGACUAUUGUGCACUGCCUGAAUGGUGGGGGCCGCAGUGGGACAUUCUGUGCCUGCACCACGCUCCUGGAGAUGAUGCAGUACCAGAGCAUGGUGGAUGUUUUCUACGCUGUCAAAACGCUGCGCAACUCCAAGCCCAACAUGGUGGAGUCCUUGGAACAGUACCGCUUCUGUUAUGACCUGGCUCUGGAGUAUCUAGAGUGCAUGGAAGUAAGAUAGCACUCAGCCGCACGACCCUGACCACAAGGACUCGAGACUACUGGCUGUGCCAAAAUCAGAAAAAACACACACUUCGUUGUUUUUGUUACACUUGGAUAAUGGGCUUACCUGCAAUUUCAAAUGUGGAAAAAAAUGAAAACAAGACAUUUUUAGAGCCUCGCCUUCUCCUGUUCUCACCGGGCAUCUCACCAGUAAAUCGCUGGGAUUUCCUGUCAGUGAAGAAUCUUUGCAACUAAUAACUGCCUUACUGCUAUGUGUUGUUAAGACAAAAGAAGACACUGUACAGAACAGAUGAAUCCUAACAAAAAGUGACUUCUUUUCUAUUAUUAUUAUUAUUACAGAGCUGUCCAGAGUCAUGUCAAAGGUCUAUUUCGAACCUAAACAACUUCUUGGUGCUUUGCACAGUUCACGUGUUUGUUGUGUUGCAGUGGACCAGACUCUUAUUUUCUGCUUAAAGGAGGUGAGAUGGAAAGCUUUUUUUCUGAGGGGAAAGUUUAACUUCCUGUCUUCUGUUGACAACAAAACGGACAUAGAAGAACCAAUUUUGAUGGACCCAGUUUUAGAUUUUCCCCUCUUGUUUAUAAGUGUACAUAGGUAUUUGCAGAUGUUUCUAGAUGUUACCGUCUUUAGUCCUGAUCAUCUUUUGUGUGUAAGUAAAUGACCAUGUUCACAAGACAUCAGCAUGCCACUUCAAAAACAGGACAUAUGUUCUUUUUCUUCAUAACACUAGUUUUGAAAGAACCAGUGUACUGUACAUGGUCUUUAGAAAGACUGCAACAUUGUAACAUCAAAAACACAUGAAAAAUUCCAAAGGGGUUUGAACUUUGCUACCUGAAUCUGCCAUACUGUAUAUUUGGCUUUUUUCUAGUCAAAUAACUUUUCUUCUGCAGUGUCAAAUAAGGCUUUGUGAAUUUAAACGCCAUAUUGAACCCUUGAUUAUGUUUGGUCAUUUUGUAUUUAUUUAUUUGCUUGUUUAGAUGCCUACACUUUUUGCUGUCCUGCUGGGGUCCCAUCUCUCCAUCUCUGCUCCAGGUGAUGGAUGCAAGAUGUGGAACCAGUCCAAGCCUUUCAAGGCUUGAUUAAAUAUCAGGUUUACUCACCUGUCUCAACCCAUUAAGAAGUGCAUUAGUUAAUGAUAUGACUUAAGCUCUCUGCACAAUGGAUACUGGGUGUGCAGUGUUUUCCUUUAUUAAAACAAAUUGACAGACUGGACUGUGUCUUUUUGAACAAAUGGGACUGCCGCUCUGCUCAACACAUUUGUGAAAACAAUGAACAGACCUCCACCUUGACAUCAGAUUCACAUUCCAGUGCAUAUGAUUAUGAGAAUAAAUGCGACUGGGCUUCAUGAAUACAUUAACUAGCACUUGUACAAAGUGUUAUCAGUAUGUAAAUCAAUUACCUUCCCAUCUCCUAACCACCACUGAUUGAAAAAUCUUCUCUUUUUUGUGUAGUCUUAAUUAACAACUAAUGAUGCUGUCUUGACAUGAAUUGAUAAACAAAUGACAUGGUUCAAUAAACAGACUGCCCCUCUAAAACCGACAUCUUGAUAAAUUGAUAAACACUAUAAAACAUAUGCAGUACACAAUCUUACAGAACCCCAAAAGCCCAGGUCUGUCGAAAAACCCCAUUAGAACAGCUGCAGUAGAAUUACUUUCUCACAACAUUGACAGGCAGACCCCACAGAUAAGUACAGACACAUUGUUACCUUAUUCUAUUGUGCUAAAUGUGAAAUAGCUGAUUUCACGAAAGGGUUCUGAACCUUUUGUCAGGGGGAGCACAGGUGUGAAUACUGCUUAACUGACAACUGCUAGCAAACCUACAGAGAAGACUAUACUCUGUGUGCUUCUUUCUGAUAUAGUCCUACCCAAUUAUUUGCACAUAUCUUGUCAAUUAUGAAUGUUUCCUAAAAGUUCUCCUUUCCAAAGGUCUGCCAGACAGAAAUACAAAAAUUCCAAGAUGAUCUUGACCUUUUACUAGUAAUCUACCCAUAUAAUUCCAAAGAUAUUUUUCAAUUUAACAGUAGAUAAACAGUGAUGACAGAAUGUCAGCAAACCGUACUUUUUUUUCAUUCCAAAGGUCUAUUCAUAAUCCGGGUCGCACUAACACUGUAAAGACUUAUUUCUUGUGGGUUUAUGUAUUAUAUUGAACCAAUGAAACAAGGCUACUGUGUGUCCACUGAUGUAAUAAUGAGACUUGGUUCAAUGCUUUGUCCCUCAUGGUCCAGGGAGAGAGUUCUUUUCUUAAACCAAGAGACAAUAAAAUGUUCAGAAUCUGA
Molecule: messenger RNA, 7684 nt
Organism: Lepisosteus oculatus (spotted gar)
Lineage: Eukaryota; Metazoa; Chordata; Actinopteri; Semionotiformes; Lepisosteidae
Gene: ptprub
Product: protein tyrosine phosphatase receptor type Ub
Biological process (GO): protein dephosphorylation
Cellular component (GO): membrane
Molecular function (GO): protein tyrosine phosphatase activity; protein binding
Source: RefSeq, a predicted model, not a curated record